CACCUGGUUUGCGAGUCUGGUGGUUGCAACUUCUCCGCGAGCCGGCUGCUUGGUCGCCGCCACCUCUCAGGUCCGGAGGCUCGUGGCGUCACAGGCUCUCGACAUGUCAAUGCUGGCUGAGCGUCGGCGGAAGCAGAAGUGGGCUGUGGAUCCGAGAAACACUGCCUGGAGCAAUGAUGAUUCCAAGUUUGGCCAGAGGAUGCUAGAGAAGAUGGGGUGGUCUAAAGGAAAGGGUUUAGGGGCUCAGGAGCAAGGAGCCACAGAUCAUAUUAAAGUUCAAGUUAAAAAUAACCACCUGGGACUUGGAGCUACAAUCAAUAAUGAAGAUAACUGGAUUGCUCAUCAGGAUGAUUUUAACCAGCUUCUGGCUGAGCUGAACACUUGCCAUGGGCAAGAAACAGCAGACUCCUCAGACAACAAAGAAAAGAAAACUUUCAGCCUUGAAGAAAAGUCCAAGAUCUCCAAAAACCGUGUUCAUUAUAUGAAAUUCACAAAAGGGAAGGAUCUAUCAUCUCGGAGCAAAACAGAUCUUGACUGCAUUUUUGGGAAAAGACAGAGUAAGAAGACUCCUGAGGAUGAUUCCAGCCCAGCCACUCCAGAUGGGAAUGCACCCUCCACUACAACAACCAGCGCCUUCACCAUCCAGGAGUACUUUGCCAAGCGGAUGGCAGAGCUAAAGAAUAAGCCACAGGUCAUAGCUGCAGGGCUUGACCUCACAGAGACCCAAAUGGAAAGAAAAAGGGGAAAGAAAAGAAAGAAGGAGGCAAAAGAUAAAAAUGUGGAGAAUUACACCGAACCCAAGGCCAAGAAGAAGAGAGACCAAGUUGAAUGGCAGCUCAGAGACCCUUGUUGGGACGAGAAUUCUGGUGUUUCUGCUGAGGAUGGAGAGGAUUGUGUGUGGCCGCCUGAUGACCAGGACAUUGCCCCAAAGCCCAAAAAAAGGAAACAAAAGAAAAAGCUACGAAAGCAAGUUGAGGUAGCAGUGGAUGCUAUAUUAGAUGAAAUACCAGUGAAAAAGAAGAAGAAGAAAGGUCCCAAAUAAGUUCUCUAGAGCCAGGGCCUUCCAGCCACUCAGAUGUCAGGGCACCACGAGCAAACACCUUUGGCCUGAAGUCAGAACAGAGUUCACCCAAGAGGGCUUUGACAUGCCCAGGGGUUGCUGAGUCUCGCCCUCUCACCACGUUUUUCCCAGAGUUUAUCCAGAGAACUUUCUAAUGUUCCAAAUCAUGGCUCUCAUAAACAAAUAAAUUUCUUUUUAGACUGUGA
Molecule: messenger RNA, 1266 nt
Organism: Lynx canadensis (Canada lynx)
Lineage: Eukaryota; Metazoa; Chordata; Mammalia; Carnivora; Felidae
Gene: PINX1
Product: PIN2 (TERF1) interacting telomerase inhibitor 1
Exons: 7
Coding region: 104-1042 (312 amino acids)
Biological process (GO): regulation of ribosome biogenesis
Cellular component (GO): nucleolus
Molecular function (GO): telomerase inhibitor activity; nucleic acid binding
Source: RefSeq, a predicted model, not a curated record